AUGACAUUGUUGAUACAAAAAUGUCAUUUUAAAUUUCGCUUGGUAGGUAAUUUAAACUUCAUUUAACACAACGAUGGAAUCGGGUCCUAAUUACAUACAGUAUCGAUAUCCUAAGACAAUAUAAAUCCUGUUUCUUUUAGAAUGCAUUGGUAUCUACUUAUACUAUACUUAUACUAGCAUGCACGUAUUCACGUAUUGGUUCCUUGUCUAGACUUUAGAAAGUCAGUGUGUCAAAGAAGAAAAAAGAGGUUAGGUUUAUCAUUCAAGUGCAGGCAUUUUUAAAAAAUCUAACAAAUAAAUAGUUAAAAUUCAAAUUAUUAAAUGUCGCAGCAAAAAUCAAAAAAGACUUCUGGUUGGAUGCAAUGUGAUAGUUGCCGUACUUUCUUACAGAGCAAAGAUACAGAGCGUCAUUCAAAUGAUUGUCCUCCGGAUUUAAAAGCAAGUUCUUACAACUUUAUUAAAGAUAAGAUUUUGUAUGGGCAUACAGAAGUAAAGACAAAUGAAGACAUUAAAAAUGUAUCGACUCUCGAAAAAGGUUAUUUAGUAUUUCUUAGCGAAUCUGUAAUUAAGUUAUGUGAGCUAGCUAUAGGAGAAUGGGCUAUUGUGGAAAGUUUUAAUAAUGUUCCACCUGUUGCUAAAAUUGUUUGGCCUAAUAUUGAAAAAUCACUUACAUCUGUACUAUUCACUAAAAGCGGUUUAGAAUUAAGUUUUGUUCAGUCUAAUCAACAAGUUACGGUUAAACAACUAAAACUACCUUUACAAGAAGCCUCAUUUGUAUCUCUUACGAUUUUAAAUGCUCCCAAAUCGUUAGAACUUACUCCUGAGCUUCAUAACAGAUUAAGUAGAUGCUGUGAUAAUAAAUUUUUGACCACCGGAAACAAAAUCAAAGUAAUGUUUUAUGGAAAGGAAUUAAUAUUUGAAAUUAAAUCAAUAGAAUCGAGUAUAGAGAAUGUGGAAAAUUGUUUUGAUAAAAUGGCUAUUGGAGAUCGAAUUAAAUAUGAGUUCUAUAAAAUUGUGUCUAAGACAAAAUGGAAAUGUUUUAAAGAUGAAGAAAGUUAUAAACAAAACUCAGAAUCUAAACUGUUCGAUUGUCCCGCGGGCGUAGACAAUGAAAUCGAAGAGAUCAAAGAAUUAAUGAAUGCUUGUUUAGGACAGUCAAUUCACCCAACACAAAUUAAAGCAGUCUUGCUUUAUGGUAAUUCCGGAACUGGUAAAACUUCAAUCGCUAAAUAUGUAGCAUCACAAUCAACAGCAAAUGUGAUUAUGAUCAAUUCACCAGAAAUUUUUUGUAAUAAUUCUAAUAACGUAGAAAAGUAUAUCAAGCAGUUAUUUGCUGAUGCUUUAGAAAAUGCUCCUAGCAUAAUAAUUUUAGAUGAAUUCGAUGUUGUGUGUCCAGCAAGAAGUAACCGUUUAACAGAAACAGAAAAAAGAGUUGUAUCUAUCUUUCUAAAAAUAUUCGACGAGUUAUACACUCAACAAUCGAAAGUUUUCCUUAUCGCCACAACCAAUAAACCAGAUAACAUCGACCCGGCAUUCAGAAGAUGUGGAAGACUAGAUAGAGAAUUGGAAAUUCCUACACCCAAUCCUAAAAACCGACGUGCUAUUUUAGAAAAACUAUUAAAACAGUUAAAUAUUGAGAUUAACGAACACGAUCUUCAAAAUAUAUCAUUGAAUACCCACGGAUUUGUCGGAUCCGAUCUAGUCUCUCUAUGUUCGAUGGCCAGUUUACAUGCUAAUAGACGUAAACAAGGAAACGUUUCUAAGGAGGAUUUUGAGUAUGCUUUAAAACGAGUUAGACCCAGUGCAAUGAGAGAAGUUCAAAUAGAGAUUUCUAACGUUAAAUGGUCGGAUAUCGGUGGUCAAAACAAUUUGAAAAUGAUAUUAAAACAAGCCAUCGAAUGGCCUCUCAAAUACCCGCAGAGUUUUUUAAGAUUAGGCGUCACGCCACCAAAGGGUGUACUGAUGUUUGGCCCACCUGGCUGUUCAAAAACUAUGAUCGCCAAGGCACUGGCGUGCGAAAGCGGUUUAAACUUUUUAUCAAUUAAAGGUCCGGAACUUUUCAGUAAGUGGGUGGGCGAAUCAGAACGCGCGGUCAGAGAGGUGUUCCGCAAAGCGCGACAAGUGGCGCCGUCUAUAAUAUUCUUCGACGAAAUCGACGCUUUGGGCGGCGAACGUAGCGGUAAUUCGGGAUCGAAUGUUCAAGAACGCGUUUUGGCCCAACUUUUGACGGAAUUGGAUGGUAUAACUCCGUUGCAAGACGUCACAAUUUUGGCGGCUACGAACAGGCCAGAUAGGAUCGACAAAGCGCUGCUGCGGCCCGGAAGGUUGGAUAGAAUUGUUUAUGUGCCGUUGCCUGAUGAACAGACGAGGAAAGAUAUAUUUAGGAUUAAAUUUACGAAGAUGCCUACUUCCUCUGUGAACAUUGAGGAUUUGGUAGAACGGACAGAGAACUAUUCAGGAGCUGAAGUAAAUGCCGUGUGUCAUGAAGCUGCGAUGUUGGCCCUUGAAGAAAAUUUGGAAAGCGAAUUUGUGGAGAUGAAACAUUUUGUGAAAGCUCUUGAUUUAGUGACGCCAAGGACUCCUGUAUCUCUUAUUAAAUUGUAUGAUGAUUAUGUGUCAUUAAAAACUUGAAUAUGG
Psylliodes chrysocephalus is the source of this 2637-nucleotide messenger RNA. The record is from the annotation of a GenBank genome assembly. NCBI's taxonomy places the organism in Eukaryota, Metazoa, Arthropoda, Insecta, Coleoptera, Chrysomelidae.